AUGAGUUACUUUUCUGGGGUCUUCUGUGGCAGUUCAAAACCGGUUGACGAAAAGCGUGAAGAAUCACACCAGCAAGCCAGCACAAAUCAAGAAUGUGCUGUAGAGGAGCGGUCUGUUGAUGAAGCCCGCCGGCUGAGAGUGGUUAUCAUCGGCGCCGGUAUUUCAGGGAUCAUAGCAUGUGUUCGAUUCAUGCAGCGAAUUCCCAACGUGGAUGUAUGCGUAUAUGAUAAAAAUGCAGAUAUUGGAGGCACCUGGUUUGAAAACCGGUAUCCAGGGUGCGCUUGUGAUAUUCCAGCUCAUACGUAUCAAGCCACAUUCGAGCCUAACAAGAGUUGGUCGACGUUUUAUGCCAAAGCUCCAGAGAUUCACCAGUACUGGAAGCAUGUCGCUGAAAAGUACGGAUGCAUGCCAUAUAUCAAAUUGAGACAGCAGAUAUCCGAAGCUGUCUGGGAUGAGGAGCAAUCAAAGUGGAAUCUGCAGGUCCAAGAUUUGGAACACUCUUCCACUUAUAUAGAUCAAUGUGAUAUCGUAAUUCAGGCGACUGGGGCAUUGAACAACUGGAAAUGGCCAAAUAUCCCUGGCCUUCAGGAAUUCAAGGGCAAGUUGAUGCACAGCGCCUCGUGGGACGAGAGCUAUGAUUACAAAGGUAACCGUGUUGCAGUCAUCGGCAAUGGAUCGAGUGGGAUCCAAAUUGUUCCCGCAUUACUACCUGAUGUACCGCACAUCAACCAUUAUAUGCGCAGCCGGACAUGGAUUUCCCCGUCGUUUGGACGAGAUCAAAUUGAAAAGCGUGGGCAGGGUCUGGACAAUUUCACAUUUACUUCUGAAGAGAUCGAAACUUUCAAGAAAGAUCAUCAGGCGUAUCAGGAAUUUCGCAAAGGUGUCGAGCUGGAGCUCCAGUCUGUCCAUGGUGCCACCCUUACCGGACAUCCAAUGCAGCUCGGGGGACUGGAGCUUUUUGCAGAGAACAUGAAGCGGCGUCUGGCCAAUAAGCCUGGACUUAUUGAUGAACUACUUCCUUCAUUCCCGCCUGCGUGUCGUCGACUCACCCCAGGUCCUGGGUAUCUAGAAGCGUUGACAGAUGAUAAGGUUGAUAUUAUCACUGCGGAUAUUGUCAGGGUAGACGAAACCGGGAUAAUCACCGCAGACGGUCAGCAUCGGCCUGUCGACAUGCUUGUAUGUGCCACUGGCUUUGACACAUCAUAUACUCCCCGGUUUUUGAUCAAAGGCCGAGGAGGUGUCACCCUCUCGAAACGAUGGGAAGAAACCCCGGAGACGUAUCUCUCGGUCGCGACUGAUGGGUUCCCGAACUAUUUCUUUUCCCUCGGACCUAAUGCCGGGCUAGGCGAAGGCAAUCUUCUCUUGCUCAUUGAAAAGGCGCUGGAUUACGUAACAGAAUGCGUGAGCAAGAUGCAGCGGGACAAUAUCCGCGCUAUGAGUGUCCGACGGGAGGCAGUCCAGCAUUUCACAAAAUACUGCGAUCAAUAUUUUGCGGGAACUGUAUUCAGCAGCAAGUGUCGCAGCUGGUAUAAGGGUGGCACUGAGAAUGGCCGGGUCACCGCUCUCUGGCCAGGUUCUUCCCUGCACUCCAUGAAGGCACUCGCAAACCCCCGAUGGGAGGACUUUGAGUAUACUUACGUCAAUGAUAAUGUCAAUGGUUGGCUCGGGGAUGGUUGGACAGAGAACGAGAAGGAGAACAAGAUCAACGUGGACUACUUGGACGAUAACGAGGUCGAUUUUCCGCGUCCAGUGGAUGUCACCCAAUAG
Molecule: messenger RNA, 1767 nt
Organism: Penicillium vulpinum
Lineage: Eukaryota; Fungi; Ascomycota; Eurotiomycetes; Eurotiales; Aspergillaceae
Product: flavin-containing monooxygenase
Exons: 7
Coding region: 1-1767 (588 amino acids)
Molecular function (GO): flavin adenine dinucleotide binding; N,N-dimethylaniline monooxygenase activity; NADP binding
Source: RefSeq, a predicted model, not a curated record